This is a messenger RNA of Nymphaea colorata (pocket water lily), 3399 nucleotides long. RefSeq names its product pentatricopeptide repeat-containing protein At3g16610-like. Lineage: Eukaryota; Viridiplantae; Streptophyta; Magnoliopsida; Nymphaeales; Nymphaeaceae. Gene Ontology annotation, molecular function: protein binding; RNA binding. The record is from RefSeq and is a predicted model, not a curated record. Gene Ontology annotation, biological process: RNA modification. Bases 341 to 2662 code for a protein of 773 amino acids. The transcript has a single exon.
UUUUGGACUUGUAGACAGCCAAGUUAAAGAAUUCCGAUAACUGAGUCUCGGAUAUUGAUGGUUUGAUGUCCAGGGGACUCCUCUUGCAUGAUUUGGUGCCAAAGUUAUCUGGAUCUGAUCUGCUUCGAGGCAGGUCCGAAGCUCUACUAAGGCACUCGAAAUCUGUUCGGGUUAGAUCUUACCCGAUCCAUCCGCACCACAGCCAAGUUCAAGAGAGGGAGGGAGGACCAAGAUCGAGCCUACCUGCGUCCGAAUCAACUUCCGCUUCCCCGUCUCGGUUGGCCGGCAAACUCUCCUCCUCCUCCUCCUCCUCAGUUCUCAACUGGCCGGAUGGAGCCGGAUGGCCAGCGGCCUCUGCGAACUCCUGCGGUCCGCCACCUCUCUCCGACACGUGAAGGAAGCGCACGCCCUGGCCACCACCCUUGGCCUUCGCCACCACCUCCCUCUCACCGCCUCCCUCAUCACCAACUACGCCCUUCGCGCAGACCUCCGCUCCUCUUGCCUUCUCUUCUCAAAUUCCCAUAACCAGACCACCUUCCUCUACAAUACCAUUAUUCGGGCUCAUACCUACUUCGGCGAGCACUUUCUGGCCUUCGAAUUCUAUAAUGGAAUGGUCCGCGCUGGCGCCAGGCCCGACGAUCACUCGUUCCCCUUCCUUCUCAAGGCGUGCGCCGACAUACGUUCUUUCGAGAAGGGUAGGGAGGUCCAUGGCGCGGCCGUGAAGGUGGGCUUCGCUUCAGAUGUCUUCGUGGGCAAUACCAUGAUCGCGUUUUAUAUGAGCUGUGGGUGUUUAGACGCAGCCAGGAAAGUGUUCGAUGAAAUGCCUCAGAGAGACAUCGUGUCGUGGAACUCAAUUUUAGGUGGUUAUUCGCAGAAUGGGUGUUUCGAAGAGGCGUUGAGAUUGUUCUUGGGGUUUAGGGAGGAGGGUUGGUUCCCUAAUCAGGCUACGGUGGUGACCAUGAUGCCGAUUUGUGCAUCAUUAAAGGAUUUGAAAAGGGGGAAGGAAAUUCAUGAUUUGGUGAAGGACAAUGACGUGCUAAGCUCCCAUGUGACAGUUUGGAAUGCGAUUGUGGAUAUGUACGCGAAAUGCGGGGAUUUAAUAUCCGCGUACAGUGUGUUUACUGAAAUGGUUUUUAGAAACCAAGUUUCUUGGAAUGCUAUCAUUUCCGGGUUUUCUUACAAUGGUGCUGCUCUUGAGGCUGUAGAUAUGUUUCGGAGGAUGUUGGAUGCAGGUGAAAGGCCCAACUCAGUCACCAUGGCUAGUCUUCUCCCAUCAUUGGUGCAAUUGGAACUUUUCCCCCUCGGAAAGGAGGUUCAUGCAUAUUGUUUGAGAAACGGUUCGGAGAUGGAUGUUUUUGUUCAUAACUCUUUGAUAGACAUGUACGCCAAGUCUGGACAUCUAAGUGAAGGUUGCAGUGUGUUCAAUAUGAUGGCUGAGAAGAAUGUAGUGUCAUGGAAUGCUGUAAUUGCGAACUUAGUGCAAAACGGAUGUGAAUUAGAAGCCAUAGAAUUUCUUAGGCAAAUGCAGGAGCAUGGUGGACGCCCAACUUCAGUUACAUAUACUAAUAUUCUUCCUGCUUGUUCUCGAGUACAGUUGCUUCGCCAUGGAAAGGAAAUCCAUGCUCGAUCAAUUAGAGAAGGGUCUAUUGCUGACAUCUUUGUCACAAAUGCUGUGAUGGACGUCUAUGCUAAAUGUGGCUCUUUACAUCUCGCAGGGCGAAUAUUUGACUCCUCCGAAAGAGAUGAAGUGUCCUACAACACAUUGAUUGUUGGUUAUGCGCAAAGUUGGCACUGUGUCGAAGCUUUGACGCUUUUCUCAGAGAUGGGGUUUCUAGGCUUGCGGCAUGACAGUGUUUCCUUUAUUGGUGUUCUACUGGCAUGCGCAAAUCUAUCAGCCAUCAAGCAAGGGAAGGAGAUCCACGGAUCAACUGUGAGGAAGCAUUUUGCUUCGCAACUUUUUGUGGCAAACUCUCUGCUGGAUGUUUACACCAAAUGUGGUCGUCUGGAUUUUGCAAGACGCAUAUUUGACAAGAUGCACCAGAAGGAUGUAGCUUCGUGUAACGCAAUGAUACUGGGUUAUGGGAUGCAUGGCGAACUGGAAGUAGCAAUCAAUCUGUUUGAAGGCAUGAAAGACAAAGGCAUAAAAUAUGAUCAUGUUUCGUACCUUGCAGUCUUGUCUGCCUGCAGCCAUGCUGGAUUGGUCGAUCAGGGGCGCAAGUACUUUGAACAGAUGCAAUACCAGAAUUUAACACCAACUCAGAUGCAUUGUGCCUGCAUGGUUGAUCUAUUUGGUAGAGCUGGGCUGAUGAAGGAAGCAGUGGAUUUUAUCAACGACCUCGAAUUCGAACCAGAUGCCAAUGUUUGGGGUGCGCUUCUUGGUGCAUCUAGAGUACAUGGGGAUGUGGAGUUGGGGAUAUGGGCUGCAGAGCAUCUGUUUGAGCUGAAAUCGGAGCACUGCGGAUACUACAUAUUGUUAUCAAAUAUGUAUGCAGAAGCUGGAAGAUGGGAAGAAGCAAAACGCGUCAGGCAGUUGAUGAAAUCAAGAGGGGUGAAGAAGAACCCUGGUUGCAGCUGGAUUGAAGUUGGCAACAGGGUCCAUGCUUUUUUGGUUGGUGAUACAAUAGAUGCACGUGCCGGUGGAGUAGAAGAUUGCUCUUUCUAGAUUGCAUACGAGUUCCCAUCUGAAAUUCCUUUAAAUUUGAACUAUUCCAGAGUCAUGAUUUAAAAAAAAAUGUGAAAAUCCUAAAGAAGACCAGCAUUGUCAUGAGUUGAUUAUCCAACAUAAUCAAGUUAAUGUUCCAAGUUAACCAAAUUACGCACGGUAGGUUCUAUCUGGUUUUCUUCAAUAAGAGAAUUGCAAAGUCAGAUCAGCAAGGGUUCCCUGUCUGGGAGGACUUGAAAUCGUCUGUGUUGAAGAGGAUCAACAGUUCAGGAACUGGGAGUGGGGUGCGUCUCUGUUGGCAUAAUCCAGGUGUCCCGCACGACCCCCUGCUUGCAUGUUCAUACAAAGACAAUUGAUGAGUUUCUGAGACCAACGAUUGAUAAUGUGGCUGAAAGCUCUUCGGUACAACCAGGCUCAUCUCAUCAUGGUGGCAGGAGAGAAAUCUUCGCAUCCUUUUGCUCAUAAAAGUUCAGAAUGAUGUCAUACCAUAGCUACCGAAUACUGACCUGUUGUCCAAAACAGGCGAUGAGCUGGAAUCCAUCUCAUCCACAGAUGAAGUGAACUUCUCAUUUCUUUCAGAAGAAGAAAAAGAACAACUGGUUUCGCCGUCAGUUCCUCUAAUACGACUACCAAUGAAUGUCUUUAUCGCGACGUUUACAUAUACGAAAUUGGUGUUAUAUAUGAAAAGGCUGAGGAUGUACAUUAACAUUAUCUACUUUUAGUGUGUUCAUUUAGCA